Molecule: messenger RNA, 768 nt
Organism: Cladocopium goreaui
Lineage: Eukaryota; Dinophyceae; Suessiales; Symbiodiniaceae
Source: the annotation of a GenBank genome assembly
AUGGCCCGUCUUGCAGCUGUGUGCGUCUUGGCGGCUGUCGCCUGCCUCCUGAACAGCAUGGCCUUCGUGCCAGCUCCGGAAAGCCGAGCCCGUGCCAUGGACACGGGAGCCAUGGCAGCGGCAGCUGGUGUCAUGGCUGUUGGCGCACCACAGAAUGCGGAAGCCUUCGUCUUCAAGGGCAAGGAGUACUUCGACGUCUUCUACGGCAUUGAACCAUUGGCAUGGGCCUUCUGUGGCUUCGUCAUCGUCUACUAUGGCGCUGUGCUGAAGAACGCCGCCACCAAGUACAACAUCCCCGUCGACAAGAACAGGUCACCCAAGGUGGGCGGCUUCCAGGGCAAGGAAAUCGAGAACAACGAGGACAUGGAGAAGUUUUACAAGCCCAGCUCUGUGUGCGUCUUGGCGGCUGUCGCCUGCCUCCUGAACAGCAUGGCCUUCGUGCCAGCUCCAGAAAGCCGAGCCCGUGCCAUGGACACAGGAGCCGUAGCAGCGGCAGCUGGUGUCAUGGCUGUUGGCGCACCACAGAAUGCGGAAGCCUUCGUCUUCAAGGGCAAGGAGUACUUCGACGUCUUCUACGGUAUCUGGGCUGCAUCAGGAUGGCGCUCAGAUUUUACGUUGGUCAUCGUCUACUAUGGCGCUGUGCUGAAGAACGCCGCCACCAAGUACAACAUCCCCGUCGACAAGAACAGGUCACCCAAGGUGGGCGGCUUCCAGGGCAAGGAAAUCGAGAACAAUGAGGACAUGGAGAAGUUUUACAAGCCCAGCUGA